This is a messenger RNA of Misgurnus anguillicaudatus (oriental weatherfish), 2777 nucleotides long. Lineage: Eukaryota; Metazoa; Chordata; Actinopteri; Cypriniformes; Cobitidae. The record is from RefSeq and is a predicted model, not a curated record.
CCUUAACCCAUGGUUAAAAGGACGGUUUAGAAUCAAGAUAACCCAGGGUUAAGUGCAGUGUGAAAAGCCCUUUUGUUUAUUUGAUAAGCAUUAACCUUCAAUUUGUUAUUUUAUAGUUUGGAUGUAGCUACAGGGCCGUUUCUAGACAUAGGCAAACUAGGCGGUCGCCUAGGGCACCACCUGCCGCAGGGGGUGCCAAAGAACGCAUAUACAUUUUGCUGCUGCUUCACUGACUUGAAUGCAUGAAAAAAUAGCACUACAGCAAAAUAAAAGAUAAACCCACAUAUCGAUGCAAAACGUACACACUGUUGGUUGCUUUGGAUAAAAGCGUAAUACAUUAAACAUGCUAACAAUUAUAUGAUGUCACAAUGAAUAAACUGAUUAUACAGUGUUAUUGUAGGCUACAUAUUAUAAUAACUUGCUCUAUUUUUAUAUGGCAUCUGUUCAACAUUCCCUCAGCUAUAUAUUUAGAUAUUAAGGCCAGAUUUUUUCCUGUCUGAGAAAGCCACACACAUGCAGUCCAGAUAUGUACUUAUGAACUACAGAUGAUAGUCAUAGUACACAUUCCAAAGAAAACUCUUAUUUUCCCUUCAAAGAGGUGGCCAAUUUGAUUGACACAUGGAGCUAAUUGGAUCCACCCAGACGGCCACUUACGCUAGGCCCAAAACCAGCCACUUCCUGCCCGCCAUUUCCACUACAGCAUCCAGUUAUAGAAGCCACCAACCAGCCCUGACCUUCAACCAGAACUCAAACAUGCCCUGGAAGACUAAUUCAUACUUUAGGACCGGCAGUGCCAUUCCCACUGUAUCAGCCCUCCAAAGAGAAAACCUAGACCUGGUGCGGGCCAAGACCAUGUUUUACCCGUCCAACAGGACGGCUCUCAGCGCACGGUACAUGCCUGAUGAUUGGUACAAAUCCAACCAGAGUAACUACAGGGAAUCGGAAUCAUCCCGGAACAGCGCGGAAAGGCUGCGGAGGGACACUGUACGCUUGAUCCAGGAUAAAGACCAGCUGACCCGUAGAAGUCAGGAGACCACUAGUAAAAAUAUUGGGGAAAGACUUAAUGACAUUAGCUUCUGGAGGUCCGAGCUCAACCAUGAGAUCGACAACAUGGUGUCAGAGAUAACAGCGCUGACCGAUGUUAAAAGGAGAUUGGAGCGAGCUCUCGCCGAGACAGAGAGCCCACUGCAGGUGGCUCAGGAAUGUUUGUUUCACAGGGAGAAACGGAUGUCAAUUGACCUGGUUCAUGAUGGUGUGGAAAUAGAUUUAAUUAAAGAGGUGGAGGUUAUUAAGUCAUGUCAGGAGAGAAUGAGACGACAUUUAGAGAGAGCCAUUGCACAGUUAGCAUCAAACCGUGCAGCCCAACAUGAGCUGGAGAGAGAUUUGAGUGAUAAAGUCACGGCACAGAGAAUCGAUGACAGGUGUCAUUAUCUCAGAAACACUUCUGAUGGAAUCAGUUACUACAGAGGAAUCGAUCGCCUGGACCCAUCUGUAAGUCUUCCAGACACCUGGUCAAAGUUUACUGAUGACAACGUCCUUCAUUCUCAGAGUGAACGAGCCGCAUCCCACAAACUUCGUGAUGAGAUUGAGAUUCUGCUUAAUACCACAUCAAACGAAAUGUGGAACCAGUUUAACACAGUAAAUGUGUCAUUUACCAACCGCAUCUCUGAGACAGCGGAUGCCAAGAACAAUUUGCAGACACACCUGGCCAGGACUCUUCAGGAAAUCUUCCAGACUGAAAUGCUAAUUGAAGCUUUGAAAAAGGCGAUGAGAGACAAAGAGAACCCACUUAAAGUGGCCCAGACACGUCUGGAAGAAAGAUCUCGCAGACCCAACGUAGAACUGUGCAGGGAUAACCCUCAUCACAGGUUGAUAUCUGAAGUGAGGGAGAUUGAAGACACCAUUCAGAAGUUAAGAGAAAGAUUGAUGGAGGCCGAAAACACUCUUCAGAACCUGGUGAAGACGAAGGUCAACCUGGAGCAUGAUUUAUCGGUGAAGGCCAACUCUCUGUUCCUGGAUCAAGAGAAGUGCAUGAGUAUGCGAAAGUGCUUUCCCAGCACCCCUCGCUUGGUCGGAUAUACCUAGAAUCUUAAGGACCUCAUCUUGAAUUUGCUUAAUCGUGUCAAGUUUGGCUUUCCAAAUGUAAACCUUUAAGAUAAACCACAAGAAUUGUGUAACAGCUUGACAGUUUUUCACACUUAUAAAGGUGCUACAAAAGGUUCUUCACCGCAAUGUCAUAGAAGAACCAUUUGGGGUUCCCCAAAGAACCUUUCAAAGUUUCUUUAACCUCCUAAGACCAGAGCUUUGGUUAGUCUUUUUUUUUCCAGAUUUCAUCCAGCUAUUUUGGGGUUAGGAAGAACCAAUAAAUAUAAUAAAAAAAAUAUUUAAACGUGAAGCAGUGUAAUUGUCCACGUUUGUGUACAACAGGUUCCAGUUACACAGAACAUGGUGCAAACAACAAAAGAUGUGUUGUCUCCAUAUAAGGACAUCCAGGUCUUAGGAGGUUAAAUAACCUUUUUUCUUACAUUUUAUAGUCUUAGGAACUGUUUUUCGCUAAGUAGAAAAGACCUUUCAUCCCCUCAUUAUUGUUUUUAGUGACAUCUGUCUGUUAGAAGAAGCACACAGUAAUGAUUGCAAUUCUGUUUUUACCUCACCAAGAAUUUGAUAUUAGGUAAUAGCACGUGUAAAUGUGAUAAUGAAUUCAUUUAUCUAUAAAUUAUGUGGAACUUCCGAAUGAAUGUCAUAAAAUUUUUAAAACGAAAAAAUGAGAUGAUCCU